GACGAUUUUGCGCGCGCGUCCUAUUCGGCCCGGUCGGUUCGUUUUUUGGCGCCGCGCAACGGCACCAGUGCAGUGUACGCCAGCGCUCACAGUCACUCGAUCAGUCGACCGGCAAAGUCAUCGGAGGCCGGUUGAACUCCCAUCGAAAGCGCGUGAUAACGCACACACACCACACACACACUCACACACCACACACACACACACACACACACACACACACACACACACACACACACACACACACAACACACACAUACACUUAAACUCAUAUACAAACAUACCGCAUACACUGACACUGACUCAAAUUUACACACACGAACAUGUGAAUACAUGUACACAAACACGCACGACAUACGCGCGCGAACAGAAAUAUUCGCGAACGACGUGAUUAGUGCGCUCGUAAUACGCCGGCGACGUGUUAUACCGGUUUGUGAAAAAUAAUAAUUAUAAUAAUAAUAAAUUUUUUUUAUCGUUUCGCGUGUCCUCUCUGUCGUGUGCCGCCGUGUUACACACGCACUCCAGGCGCCAAAAUGAAUUCAUAUAGCUAAGUGUGUCGAAUUAGGCAAAGUGCAAACGAAAUUGUGUUACGACCAAACUUCCGUCAUAUUUUAUUAGCCGGUACUAAUGGUGUUACGAAAAGGAAUUUCGCAAAGGACGAUAACUACUAACAUACAGCUAUCUCAGACAUGGGAAGCGAGCACUACUGUCUCCGGUGGAACAAUCAUCAGAACAACUUACUGGGCGUAUUCAGUCAACUGCUCCAAGAAGAGUCCCUCGUGGACGUGACGCUCGCCUGUUCGGAAGAAGGCCGCCUGAUCCGCGCUCACAAGGUGGUAUUAUCGGCGUGUAGCGCUUACUUCAAGGCACUGUUCCUAGACCACCCGACUCGACAUCCGAUAGUCGUGCUCAAAGACGUACAGUUCGCAGAGCUUCGUGACCUAGUCGAGUUUAUGUACCGCGGCGAAGUGAACGUGGACCACAGACAGUUGACCACUCUGCUGAAGACGGCUGAGAGCCUAAAGGUCAAAGGGCUGGCUGACAUGGCUCGCCCCAGUGACGGUGACGAAGACACCGUCGGCGACCGCGUCGAGCUUUUGCCCGCCGACCGGGACGACGAGCCCAUGGAACCGGAAGAUCUGCGGCCGUUGAGUCGGUGCCGGACGCCGGUGCCGACCGAGAGCCGUACCCCGUCGCCGCCACCCACCGAAAGCGACGACAACCUGUCCAUGCAGAGCGAGCCCAGCGACAUGACCACCGUCGACAGACACGACCGACCGUCUCCGUCCGGUUCCGGUCUUCCGCCGGUUCAACAAGUUCCUUUGUUCUUGAAGAAAGAAGCUGACUGUGACAAGACUGACGACCGAAGCAUUCAAGGGGAAAGCUCUUCAGAAUAUCGGAGUAUACCAGAUCCGGAAGUUUGUUUGGUGGAAGGAGUGUUCAACACAUUGGCCGCAUACAGGUCGCAAGUUUCCGUUCUACAACAAGGAUUUUCCGCUUUUAGUCGGUUCUCGACUUUGCCACACGUUUACAAUACAGAAUCGUCUGUGUCGCUGUAUUCAGUCCUCCAACAACAAGGGCUGAUCGGGCCGUGCGUCAGUUCCAGCGAUGAGGUGGCCAGCCGGUGUUUGAUCCGGUGUGCCAUCUGCCUAGCGGGUUUCCCGUCCACGUGGCUCCUGGAACAGCACACGGCCCUGCAGCACACCGGCCAACCAGUGCGCGGACACGGAGGUGACGGCGGCGACGAGAAACCGUUCCAGUGCGACCAGUGCGGCCAGAGUUACCGUUACCGUUCGGCCUAUCUCAAGCACCGCGAACAAAACCAUCGGGCUCGUUUGCCCGCCGACAAGCUGUUCACGUGCGACAUAUGCGGUAUGCAAUUCAGGUAUCUCAAAUCGUUCAAAAAGCAUCGGCUCAACCACGCUCUGGAAAGGUUGCAGCGAGACGUACCGUCGGCGAUAACAGCCGCGCACAGUGACGACAGCAGGGACGUGCCGGCCACGCCGACCACCACCAAGUCUUUGGCGUCCGACAGUCAAGUGACCAGCACGAACGAGGUGGUGUCCACGGAUCCGACGCACAUGUCAGCGGUGGCGACAGCGGCAACGCCGGGAACCGGAUCUCAAAAGGUGGUGGCCGGCGGUGACACUGCUAUUUCACCGACGCCGUCAUCGCUGUUCAACAUGCUCCGGACAAACGCUCAACGGACGGCUGCAGUCGCCGCGGCAGCAUCAGGGACUACCACGCCGGCUGCCGCUGCCGUUGCGGUAGCAGCGGCUGCCAUCACAGCGGCCACCGCCAAUAACAACAACGGUGGUAACAUUAACAACAACAACAACAACAAUAACAACAACAACCGAGAUGCCAAGUCGUUCGCAUGUCCGUUCUGCGGCAAAUGCGUCCGAUCGAAGGAGAACCUGAAGCUGCACGUGCGUAAGCACACGGGUGAACGGCCGUUCGCGUGCCUGUUCUGCGGCCGCGCGUUCGGCGGCAAAAGCGACUUGACCCGGCACCUGCGCAUCCACACAGGCGAGCGGCCGUACCAUUGCGAGAUGUGUGGCAAAUGUUUUGCCAGGGCCGACUAUCUGUCCAAACACCUGACCACGCACAUACACAACAGCCAUCAGCGAUAAACCUGAAUGUACUGUGUAAUAAACAUCGCCAUCGUGUAUUAUAUAUACACAUAUAUACGUUGUUUUUAUUAUUAAUUAUUAUUAUGAUU
This is a messenger RNA of Sipha flava (yellow sugarcane aphid), 2719 nucleotides long. Its product is annotated as myeloid zinc finger 1-like. Gene Ontology annotation, biological process: regulation of transcription by RNA polymerase II. The record is from RefSeq and is a predicted model, not a curated record. Bases 687 to 2630 code for a protein of 647 amino acids. Gene Ontology annotation, cellular component: nucleus. The transcript is spliced from 7 exons. NCBI's taxonomy places the organism in Eukaryota, Metazoa, Arthropoda, Insecta, Hemiptera, Aphididae. Gene Ontology annotation, molecular function: protein binding.